AUGCAAUUAUCUGACUCGUUGCAGAACUGUCGUGAAUCGACGAGGAGCGAUGCCACGAAGGGUGUCCUGGAUCUAUGUCGCCGCCAAUCUGCCAUUCUGGUGCGCAAGACGCUGAUCGAAAUUCACGGCGGGUAUGGCGAGAAAUAUUCCUUUCAGAACUAUGACAGCGGAUUUUCCACCGUAUUCGGUCAGAUUCUCCAUCUCCUAACGAACAUACAGUGUGUGCGUUAUCUGCAGAUAGUGACGAAGGAUUACCGUUCAGUGUUGCGCGCGAGAGCGUAUCAGGUUGAAGAAGGGCAUACGGAGGACAGCCGCGUUUACGACUUAGCGCCAUUUUUCCGCGGACUGAAAGCUGUUCAGGAGAUGGACCUGAAAGGUUCGAGCGCGGAGUUAUUCCGGAAAAUCCACGCCAACUAUUCGAAUGGCUUUGAUGAGCUGAAGGUCACGGGAAACGCUGCGUUGAUGGAGGCGGAUUGUGUGGAAUUGUGGACGGGCUGGUGUGGAAGAUGGCGCCCGGGACGACAACCGAUCCUCCGCUUUCAUAAAUCACACAGCACCGACGACGUGGUAGAGCUGACUAUGAUGUCAUUUUGCUUGGGGAGACCGUCGAGACGUGGGCUGGCACACGAAAUCUGGAUUGAUUACCCCUCGUUCGAUGCCGACGAAUUCAUGCGAGAAUUCGAGCAACGACUUCGGGACGCGGCACCCGGCAUAAACAUCGAACGGCUCCAUGAAACGGAUCCGGAUGCCAUAAUCUCGAAAGAAUGGGUUAAUGCUUGCGCAGAAUUAACACCGGCGCACGGGAUUCAUGGCUAUUUCCGGAUUUUUGUUGGUGGAAAAGGUUUCCUCGUAGCCCUCGAGGUAGGGGCGCCGGAGCAGGAAGAGGACGAAGACGACGGGUAUAUCUCUAUAGAGAAGUUUCUGUGGAUUUUCGAUCGG
Messenger RNA from Mesorhabditis spiculigera, 939 nucleotides. The record is from the annotation of a GenBank genome assembly. Lineage: Eukaryota; Metazoa; Nematoda; Chromadorea; Rhabditida; Rhabditidae.